Molecule: messenger RNA, 964 nt
Organism: Sorghum bicolor (sorghum)
Lineage: Eukaryota; Viridiplantae; Streptophyta; Magnoliopsida; Poales; Poaceae
Product: ubiquitin domain-containing protein 2
Exons: 4
Coding region: 320-661 (113 amino acids)
Source: RefSeq, a predicted model, not a curated record
GACUUGCCAUGGGUCCCACGCGUCAGGUUACAGAUGGCGAGGUGUGGCCUGUGGGCGCCGUGAAGGUGGGGCUACGUGGGAUAGCGAGCAAGGUGACGUGGCCGGGCACCUCACCUGCGCGCUGACGUCACCUCGCCGGCUCUUUUCCCCCUCACAUGCCGCUGAUGCUUCGCGUCUCCUACUCGCUCCUGCUUCCACCUAUUAAUCAACCGCACUCUCUUCCCUCCCCGUUCCACCCGCCUCUCCCGCCGCGAGAUCCGGCUCCGCUUCCAGAAUCUUCUGGAACGGGCGUUCCAUGAGCGUCUGAUCGGCCGCCGCCAUGGGCUGCGCUGGAUCCACUCCCAAAGUCGAUGAGAACAGCAAGAAGUUGAAAAAGCCUAAGGCUUGGAAGCAUACUCAACCAAUUACACCAGCACAACUUAAACAGAUGCGUGAUGAAUUCUGGGACACUGCUCCACACUAUGGUGGCCAAAAAGAGAUUUGGGAUGCUCUAAGAGUUGCCGCAGAAUCUGAUUUAGCCCUUGCGCAAACCAUAGUGGACAGUGCUGGAAUCAUCAUUUCCAAUCCUGACAUGACGCUUUGCUACGACGAGAGAGGUGCCAAGUAUGAACUGCCGAAGUAUGUUUUGAGCGAGCCAACAAACUUGAUCCGCGACGGGUGAAUCUGGACCCCCACGAGCAGGGCCACGUAAAUUAUGUGAAUGUUGAUUUGGUCGCUGAUUCUGGGCUGCAACUUUCAGUCUUUCAGAGAUAAUGAAGCUUCUUUCCGCGCUGUAUAGUAAUCUUAUUGGACAUGCUGUAGACCUGCCACUGAACUCGGUUAUACAGGAGAGUGCCGACUAUGGUGCAUAUACAUAUGUAAUCAUCAGUCCAUCCUUUGCACGUGGAGAAAAACUACACAUGUGCCUGUCUGCGAAAUGUAAGUGUCAUUUAUGUGCAAUUCGCAUCGAAGUUGCUGUUGUCUU